This is a messenger RNA of Paramisgurnus dabryanus, 1531 nucleotides long. The record is from RefSeq and is a predicted model, not a curated record. Lineage: Eukaryota; Metazoa; Chordata; Actinopteri; Cypriniformes; Cobitidae.
UCAGCAGGUUUGGGGAGUGAAUUACAGCCCUUCAUAUGUUUGUGCAUUAAGAGGCUCAACUGUGAGAAUAACCUGUACUUUAAAAUAUCCAUCUGGCCAUGUGGUGAAUAAAGGCUUCUGGAGCGAAACUGCAUAUAUACCCAAUGCAGAACCACCAGACCUGUGUGUGGAUCCAGAAAACAGAAGAAGAGUUCAGUGUCACAGUGAAAAUAAAGACACUCACAACAUCACUUUGAAAGAUGUGACAGAAACUGAUAAACACAACUACUACUGCAGAUUUAUAACAGACCAAACAGGUGGUAAAUGGACAGGAGUUCCUGGAGUUCAGCUUGAUGUCACAGACCUGCAGGUGGAGACAAAUCAGAGAGUGAAAGAGGGAGAUUCCGUGACUCUAACAUGUAAAACCACCUGCAGUCUGACUGAAGAAACAACAUUCAUCUGGUACAGAAACACACAGAGAUUCAAUAAAGGAAGAAUUACAUUGAAUCAACUUCACCUGCAGUCAGUCAGUCGUAAUGAUUCAGGAGUUUAUAGAUGUGAUGCUGCUGUAAGAGGAUCUGAACGUCUUCUGUCCUCUCCUGAUGUUUAUCUUAGUGUUGAGUAUCCUCCUGAGAAAACUUCAGCAUCCAUCAGUGGAUCUGGUGAAAUAAUGGAGGGUGAUUCAGUGAAUCUGACCUGCAGCAGUGAAUCAAAUCCACCUGUUUACAACUACAACUGGUUUAAAGGAGAAAAGUCAGUGGGAUCUGGACAGAUCUACAGCAUCAAGAGUAUCAAAUCAGAUCACAGUGGAGAAUACAAGUGCAAGUCCAGAAAUAAACAUGGACAUAAAUAUUCAGAUGCUGUGGUGCUGAAUGUGAUGUAUGCACCAAGAAAUGUUUCGGCAUCCAUCAGUAGAUCUGGUAAAAUAAUGGAGGGUGAUUCAGUGACUCUGACCUGCAGCAGUGAAUCAAAUCCACCUGUUCACAACUACAACUGGUUUAAAGGAGAAAAGAUAGUGGGAUCUGGACAGAUCUACAGCAUCACGAGUAUCAGAUCAGAUGACAGUGGAGAAUACAAGUGCAAGUCCAUAAAUAAACAUGGACAGAAAGAUUCAGAUCCUGUGACGCUGAAUGUGAUGUAUGCACCAAGAAAUGUUGUGGCGUCCAUCAGUGGAUCUGGUGAAAUAAUGGAGGGUGAUUCAGUGAAUCUGACCUGCAGCAGUGAAUCAAAUCCACCUGUUCAGAUCUACACCUGGUUUAAGGAGAAUGAAACAUCAUCUGUUGGAUCUGGACAGACGUACAGCAUCACUAACAUUAACUCCAGACACAGUGAAUGGUUUUACUGUGAGGCUCAGAAUGAAGUCGGAUCUCAGAGAUCUGCUGCUAUAUCAGUCAAAGGGGUUCAGAGUUCUGCUCUGUACGCCGUUUCUGGGAUUGUGGGAUGCCUCUUGUUGGUUAUCAUCAUUUUCAUUAUACUGUAUAAAUGGAAAAAGAGAAAAAAUGGUGAAGAUCAGGCAAGUCGGCAAAACAGUUAUAUUUUUUGCAUUUAUUAA